Messenger RNA from Seminavis robusta, 477 nucleotides. The record is from the annotation of a GenBank genome assembly. Lineage: Eukaryota; Bacillariophyta; Bacillariophyceae; Naviculales; Naviculaceae.
AUGAUCGAUACCAUCUGCUGCGUGCUUCUGGGGCUCAUCAUGGCAUUCUUUGCCUACGGCCACUUGACACAACCAGAAGAGACAUUUGAGCAGCUCUUUGGAUUUCCCGUAGAGAGUCCGCUGCAGGCCCAUUUCGUUGCCGUCUUGGGAGGAAAUUUUGCCUGCAUUUCCAUCACGUUGCUCGGCCUGGGUCUAUUCCAACCUUCAUCCAAUGCACGCAAAUUCGUUCUCGCGGGGUAUGCUGUCCUGCAAUACUAUAACAUUAUGAAUCAGUAUCGAUUUCCAGUUAAAGGAGAGGACGACCCACCCGAGUCCAUGGCGGAAAUGCCUAUACCCUUGCUGAUAAUACUCAUGUCAAUUGCACUGUUCGGGGUACUCUUUGGCAGAACAGAUGGUCAGCGGGCAGAACUUGUACGCAACAAGAAAAAGGCUCAGCUCUACGCCAAGCAUGCACAAAAGGUGUCCAAAAAGGAAUGA